AUGCAAUCAUACAGCAAUAAUUCAGAUUAUGAUCAAAGGAGAUCAAAUACACAGAGAGAAUACGCGCAAGAGUUUAAGGAUUCGAAUAAGCGCUAUAGUCGAACAGGGACAGAUUAUUCUAGUGCUGAUGCGCAUCUGAAACCGGACAGGGACGGUUCUAUAGACCUAAAUGGAUAUCAACGUUCACCACUUAUCCAUGAACAACAUUACGAAGCCGAAGGUGUCGAAAAUUCAUUGGAUACCCGUGAAAAGGAAAGUUUAGAGAUGAAUGAUCAAGCCAACCCUAAACCGAUUCCGGGUCGACCCAACAUGUAUGAUGACUUCAAUAAUAAUUACCAAGGUUACAGUAGUUUGACAAAAUAUGAUACUGUAUUGGAACCAGUAGAUAUUUAUGAGUCUGACUAUACUGAUCGUGAUUUCCCAGGUGGAGGAAAAAAUGCUCGUCAAUCAAUAGCUGGCGAGAACCUAGUAAUAGUUAAAGACCAAGAAUCUCGUUGUUGCUGUUGUUCCAGAAAAAUCUGUAUUAUCAUUACCUUCAUCAUUUUGGUUAUUAUUGCGAUUGUUUUGUAUUUUGUCUGGCCGCGUAUCCCGUCAGUGUCAAUUGACGGCAAUCAAACUCUAUCAUCGCCAAACACAAAUCCAAUUAUCAGGCAACAGCCGCCAUUAGUAGAUCUGAUAAUCAACGUUCAGGUUUUAAUUGACAAUAGGGAAAAUUGGGUGCCAUACAAGUUCAACCAUAUUGACGUGCAGGUUUUCGAUACGGCCUCUUCAUCCACGUUUAACGAUCCCAUUGCCACUGGUAAUGUUACUAGUUACGUCCUUCAACCUCGUGCAGUGUCAACACUCGUGGUCCCGAUACACGUUUUAUAUCAAACCACAAAAGGAAAUGACCCAACUUUUCAAGACCUUCUUGGCGCUUGCAUUAAGAGCUCCGGCGCACAGAAAUUUUUGAACCUUAAAGUUAAUCUUAAAUUAUAUAUCGCGGGUAUAGAUUGGAUAUAUAAACCAGAAUUCUCAAUUUCUGUUUCCGACUUCAAAUGCCCAUACUCUCUAUAA
Acaulospora morrowiae is the source of this 1056-nucleotide messenger RNA. The record is from the annotation of a GenBank genome assembly. NCBI's taxonomy places the organism in Eukaryota, Fungi, Glomeromycota, Glomeromycetes, Diversisporales, Acaulosporaceae.